Molecule: messenger RNA, 489 nt
Organism: Vollenhovia emeryi
Lineage: Eukaryota; Metazoa; Arthropoda; Insecta; Hymenoptera; Formicidae
Product: serine/arginine-rich splicing factor RS2Z32-like
Exons: 1
Coding region: 1-489 (162 amino acids)
Molecular function (GO): zinc ion binding; nucleic acid binding
Source: RefSeq, a predicted model, not a curated record
AUGGGAAGGAUCCGGACUGGCUGGGCGACGGCCAGAGUGGCCCUUCUCGAGGCACGUCCUAUGCAUUGUCAUAGAUGCCUCGAGAGGGGCCACGUGAGGUCAACCUGCCCCAGUGCGGUUGACAGGAGCGGGAGGUGUUACCGGUGCGGUGAAGCCGGUCACACCUCCCGCGACUGCCGGUCUGCCCCAAGUGGCCGCUUUGUGCGGAAAAGGGCAGGCCGGCGACGCACGUGCUGGGCGCAAAGUCUUGCGUCCAGCGGAACGUGCGUGGGAGGCCACCGGGGCGGCGCUUAUUGGAGCAGGCGCCUGCAGCCGAGGUCCCCCCCGGCCGAAGUCCGGCCGAUGGAGGACGGGGAGGAGACGGGGAGCGGCGAAACGGGCGAGAGGCCCCAGCCGCAGCGCCAGAAGGCGCGAAAGGAGAAGGCCUCCAGCACAGAGGCCACGGAGGCAGAGGCCCCAUCGGACGGGGGGGAUGAUAAGGCUGAGUAA